Effrenium voratum is the source of this 817-nucleotide messenger RNA. NCBI's taxonomy places the organism in Eukaryota, Dinophyceae, Suessiales, Symbiodiniaceae. The record is from the annotation of a GenBank genome assembly.
CCUGGUGCCCAGCAGAUUCCAGCAGCAGCAUGUGCACAUGUGACUUUCGGAGGAGUUGGUCAGAAUUUGGCAGACGAGUUGAUCAGACUUUGGAUGUGAGGGCUUGCGAAGCUGAGUUUGGCUGAAAUCUGAAAGUUGCUUGUGGAUCUUGUUGCUAUGUCCUUCAAUGCAGUUGCGGGCUAUCUCGGCGACCUUGCCCGCGGCAAGCGGAGGGUGACUGCGAGCCGGCCAAGUCUGACUGGGAAGACUUGCAGGCCGCCGUCUUGGCCGGUGACACAAAGGCCCUGCAGGUGGCCGACGCAGUGAUGGCGCAGGAGGAGUCCGUGGAGGACUGGCGGAGCCUGCAGGACCCCAGGAACCUCAGGGACCCCAGCAACGGCACGACAGCUUGUGACUUCCGCGGUGCCGAUUUCGGUUGCCUGUUUUGCAGGAUGUGGGUCAGCCAGUCUGACGGAUGGACGCUGCGAAGCCUUGCAAGGCUUGGCCCGACCGACCUUCAGGCCGCGAGUGAAAAGGAGGAGGAGCAUCCAAACCCGUGCGUUGGUGUUGCCAAAGAAGCCAGUCAAUCUUGUGUUUGCUCUGGAAACUUGGCUCGAGGGUACUCAUCAACACUGACACAACAACAGCUCGCAAUGGUUGCCCGAUGGUCUAGUGCCAGUGAUUGAGGAAUCGCAGGCCGCUCAAGCGCUUUUCGAAUAGCCAUGGCGAUGAUGCGGACCAGGACCAAAAGCCGAGGUAUGUGCCUCUGCCUUCUCGGGAUUGCAUUGGCGCUGCUCGUGCAGCCGAGCACGGCCUGGGUCUUGGGACACAUUUUUUU